This is a messenger RNA of Exophiala dermatitidis NIH/UT8656, 3772 nucleotides long. RefSeq lists its product as uncharacterized. Bases 1900 to 2796 code for a protein of 298 amino acids. NCBI's taxonomy places the organism in Eukaryota, Fungi, Ascomycota, Eurotiomycetes, Chaetothyriales, Herpotrichiellaceae. The transcript has 2 exons. The record is from RefSeq and is a predicted model, not a curated record.
CUGGUACGGACCUGGCUCGGUUCCCACGGUUUUCUGUCUCUGCCUACACAGGUACAGACGUCGGAGACUAACCACGGGAAUGGAACUGACAGGUCGACGUUUGGCAAGCGUCUGGGUUUAACUCCGGUCGGUUUUCCCCGUAAUGUCAUUCAUUCUCUUGGAGGGUGUGCCGGUCACCACGCCUCGCUUUGUGCUAGUCGACCAGCAGACCUCUACGUUUAGUGCUCCCACUUAUCUCCUCUAAAGACCCCUUCGCGAUCCUCGAGGGCCUUCCCUUGCUCUCUUCACGAUAUCUGCCAGUCCUCCGAUACCCACCCUAGACGACGACGCUUAAGCUUAACCGUCCAGCAUAACGAUUACGCGCAACGCGAAACGUAAUACUUAAAAAGACACUCGGCCCGAAGAAAUCGUUUGCCGCCGAGGUCAGUCUGGUUGACUGUCGGGAUGGCUCUUAUCAUCCAGGCUAUGAAAACAGUACGCUGUUAGGUAUUACACGCGUGUGGAAACGCUAGACCGAGUCCGCUCUUCCUUCCCAAGGCGCGCCCAUGAAUUUACCGCCCCGGCUAUCACGUUGAGCUAAUAUAUCUCCCUUCGAUUUUGUGAACGUGUGUCUCGAGAGGGCGUCUAAUUCCCUUCACCGGACCCCGUGGAAGUAUGGCAGAAGCACUUAGCCUACCAUAUCGCGCGAGCUUUCCUCGUCUACGACUGCGAGCUCUCCUCUCGCACGAAAGCGUCGUCCCUUUUCGUCUUUGCGAGGACGUGGCGGAUGGCCGUGCACUAGUACACAUCUUGCCAGGUUGACCAUAAUAUCAAGAUGGAUAUAAAGAAUAUACAAGUCCCUGGCCCCUCCCCGAGCGGCUUGGCAGACUGACUUAAUGAUCUCGAAGUAUAUCAUGGACCAGCUCGUUGACGAGUCCGGAUACAGCGAAGAGGGUCGACUGCGACAGAACAUGAACUCGGAUGAUCUUCUGAGCCUUUCCAAUUUCUUGUGGGUCGUUCAUACGGCCGCCUAUCCUCUCGAACGACAUCUCCUUCAGCUUUGGUGCAUGAUCUUGUUCUGUGCUUCUACGACGGCGCGCCGGGACCGUGGUCAAGUCCAGCUGCUACUAUGGUUACAAUGACGCCGUACAACACAGAGACAUCCGGCUGUACGCCCUGCCCGACCCGGACAGCCCGUCGCAAGGCGUGAAGUUGGGCAUGCUCGUCAGGCUCCGUCUCCUCAAGGGUCGGCGAAACAGAGGCAAUCCGCCCUGGAUCUAGUUCGUCGAGCGUCGUGUCGUGACACGCCGUCGUUCUGCCUCGUCAAAUUCGUCCUUGGGUUUGCUUUUCGCGAUUCGGCCUUUGCGAGCCUACGAAUCCGCGAUCCCAUCGACUUAUGGACCAUCAAAAUCCCCGAUAGGUUGAAGUCUGUUCCUAUCGAGGAUGGUUGCGGGCGAAUGGAAGCACAAAGAUCGUGCUACCGUUGUAGGUUAGAUCACCAGUGAUUGGAAUGGCGUAGCGGUUGUCGGACCGGGGCGGCAGGGCCCUCACUUGACAUACCACAGCACCUUAUCGCCAGCAAACAAAACUUUCUGUAGUUGGGAUCCAUGAUGAGAUGCCACCAGAGCGCUGUUGUCGAAUUGAGCAUGUGCCAUUUCUCAGUCAGAUCACACAUGUAGUCUCGGGCGUCCAAAAACAGGCAGGUGGGCCGAACUUUGGGCAAAAUGCAGUCUCCUCUGCGCGGAUGUGAAAACAGGGAACCCUGCUGACGAGAACGUCGAGCGCGGCCACCGCUUAAUUUCCUGCAAUCUAGGUACCUGGUAUCCAAACCUUGAUCGAGAGACCGUCAGCCCCCUUUCUUGCGGAUCAAGAACAGAACCAUACUAGGAGCUGUCAGCUCUAUACUACCAUACAUUUGUCAUGUCAUCGGACGACGAUGUGUCGCUCUCAGCCUUGGAAGGGUACCUUCCCCCGACUACGUUUUUCAAACCCCUGUUCAGACGAAGAGGCGACCCAGAAGACAUGGCCACUGCAGUCAAGCUUUCUGAAAUUGUCGAGGAUCUUUCCAAGCUCAAUCAGGCUUUCCAACAGUCCGAGUCGAUCUUCCAGGACGGAAUGGGAACGAAAGUGUUUCGCCAUGGAAACAUUGUUCUUAAGUUUGGAUUGGGGGUGAGUCCCUUCGAGGCGAAAACUCUUCAGUUUAUGUGCCAGACGACCAAUGUUCCGGUUCCGUGGCUAUAUCGUGAUCAUGUCCAUGCCGAUGGAACAGCAGUUCUUGCCAUGGAAUACAUUGAAGGCCAUGUCUUAUCCGAACUAUGGCCGAGUUUACGUCCCGACGAGAAGAUGAACAUUGUCGGACAGCUUCGGGAGAUUCUUGACGAGAUGCGGCGACACCGGAGUAAUAUUAUCGGAGGCAUUCAUGACACUCCUGCAGUUGACGCCCGCAAAUCUAGGCACAAGGGCGGCCCGUUCGCUACCGAGCAAAGAUUUAAUGAGUUUCUACGAUCGGAUAUGAUCCCCAAUGCUCCGAGGUUAUACUAUUCAAUGCUAGAACGAGCCAUGAAGAACGACCACGAUAUCGUUCUUACUCACGGUGAUAUCAAUCCACGAAACAUUAUGGUCAACGAUGGUCAGAUUGUGGCUAUACUCGACUGGGAAACUGGGGGAUGGUAUCCAGAGUAUUGGGAGUACAUAAAGUUCUUCAAUGCAUUGGACUCUUCGCUGGAUUGGGUCGACUAUGCUGAUAAGAUAUUCUCUAAGACCUACAUUGGUGAAUUUCUAGCCGACAGUUUUCUCGAGCGCUUUCUCCGUCACUAAGCCAUGGAUUUGGGUACUUAUUUACUGUGGUGUGGCAACGGUAUGACGGCUACCUGGAGCUUCUCUGUCAAUACUAUAGGUAGGCAGAAAGCAAUCCUGACUACAGCUCUCUGCCCAUGUCUCGCCCAUCAUCUCGCCGUGUUCACCGUAUCCAUCAUUGCGGCAUCUGCCGCGGAUCGAGCAUGCUCAGUGAUCCAAUUCUUUGCACAGAUCGCCCGGAGCGCAUCACUGACCCAGUUUUGACAGUUCCAAUCUCCACCACUUCGGAUAUGUGUCCCAAAUACUACUGCUCCAAUUUGGGCCAUGGUCUUCCCGGUGAUAUUCGCCACAAAGAUCUCUUUGAGGAACCUCACACUCUGAUCUGGGCGAGUAUUCUCUCUCAUAUCCUUGCGAAAGUGAGGUGCCUCGCCGACAAUGUGCACCAUUAAAUUUGACCCGUCACUCAUCUCGAUCAAGAGAGCUGUAUGUCGUCUGCUUGGCGUAUCUGGUGUACCCCGAAAGAUCAUGAUCUUCAGCGUGGCCGGCAUGACUGAACCUUGUCAUUCUACUUAGUUCGACAUUCAGGACAAGUCUCACUUGGAGUAACGUCACAUCCGUCUCCUUGGUGUGUAUAGAAUAGCCGUCAAUCCUGAGGUAGGAUAUGACCAAAUCCGGUUUGGCACGGCAGUGUCGAGCCGGAGUGCGUGACGCUGUAUUGGAUUAAAUGGAAGACUUAUUGGACCUCUGCAAGCGGUAUUGACGACAUGAAUUGGCUUCCGGCAUCUCUGGCAGUGAUCCAAGCCCGCGCCGUCGGCGCAGCUCACGAUAGAAUUACGACUUGAAAGAGAAGGACCACCACGGGAAGGUGAUGCUGGUUAAGAACGUAGAUUAAGUCUGUUGAGGAACAAAUUGAGAUAACCAAUGUCUAGGCGAGCACGAGAUCUAAAUACGAUAGGCACUUUUCUAGCACACAAGGUUAUCUUGAAUACUAACUCGC